UCGUAGUUGUACUUACCUUUGACAUGGACAGACUUCACCGGAAUAUAACCGGAUAACGUGUUAUCAAGCUAUUUUCUCAAUGACACAUGUCGACAGUUUCAUAAGAGCUUUUAUCAUUUAACCCAAAUCGUGUUUUGUCCUCCUGUAACAUAUUCGCAGGGGAGCUGAUAUUCAUCCCUCAAGUUCCCAGGGAUCCUUCAGCUUGCCCUGAUGGAAGCUGAGCAAGACGGAGACCUCCUUGAAGAGGACUCCACUCAGGAGAAUGUCCAGACAAACAAGUACAGCUCCAUCACUCCUCCUGCCUCACCCGAGGACCAUGGCGACAACUUAACCAGCACAUACUUUGAAGAGAAGGUUCCCAUUCCUGGGAACAUUGACCAGGUGUUCAGUUUCCGUAAGCUCUGGGCCUUCACUGGACCAGGGUUUUUGAUGAGCAUUGCAUACUUGGAUCCAGGGAACAUCGAGUCUGACCUUCAGUCAGGAGCUAAAGCUGGCUUUAAGCUCCUAUGGGUGCUCCUUGGAGCCACCAUCAUUGGGCUUCUGUUGCAGAGGUUAGCUGCACGCCUCGGCGUUGUCACGGGGAUGCACUUGGCUGAAGUCUGCAACCGCCAAUAUCCAACAGUUCCUCGUAUCAUUCUUUGGUUAAUGGUGGAACUGGCGAUUAUUGGCUCAGACAUGCAGGAGGUCAUCGGCUGUGCCAUAGCGUUCAACCUUCUCUCUCUGGGCCAUAUCCCACUGUGGGCAGGAGUCCUCAUCACUAUCACAGACACAUUUGUGUUCCUCUUUCUAGACAAAUAUGGUCUAAGGAAACUUGAAGCUUUCUUUGGCAUACUCAUCACCAUAAUGGCUCUCAGCUUCGGUUACGAGUACGUUUUAGUGAAGCCCGACCAGGGUGAGCUGCUGAAGGGGAUGUUUGUGCCGUAUUGCGCAGGCUGUGGGAAGGUGCAGUUGUUACAGGCUGUGGGAAUCGUUGGCGCUGUCAUCAUGCCGCACAACAUCUACUUACACUCUGCACUGGUCAAGUCGCGGGAUAUUGAUCGCAAAAAUAAGAAUGAAGUGAAGGAGGCCAACAAGUACUACUUCAUCGAGUCAACCAUAGCUCUCUUUGUGUCCUUCCUCAUCAACGUCUUCGUGGUUGCAGUCUUUGCGCAGGCCUUCUACAAUAAAACCAACAUGCAAGUGAAUGAAGAGUGCAAUGCAACUGGCAGCCCUCACACGGAUCUCUUCCCUUUAAACAACGGCACACUGGAGGUGGACAUUUACAAAGGGGGGGUGGUCCUUGGCUGUUUCUUUGGACCUGCUGCCCUUUACAUCUGGGCAAUCGGGAUCCUGGCAGCUGGACAGAGUUCCACCAUGACGGGCACUUACGCUGGGCAGUUUGUAAUGGAGGGUUUCCUGAACCUUCAGUGGUCCCGGUUUGCACGGGUGCUGCUUACGCGCUCCAUCGCCAUCACGCCUACUCUUCUGGUGGCCAUUUUUCAGGAUGUUCAGCACUUGACGGGGAUGAACGACUUCCUCAAUGUUCUACAAAGCAUGCAGCUUCCAUUUGCUUUGAUCCCAAUCCUGACCUUCACCAGUAUGACCUCCAUAAUGAGCGACUUUGCUAAUGGAUUGGUGUGGAAGAUUUCCGGGAGCGUCAUCAUCCUGGUGGUUUGUGCAAUCAACACAUACUUUGUGGUGAUUUAUGUCACAACACUGAACAGUACGCUGCUCUACGUUGUCGCUGCCCUCCUCUCAGUUGCCUAUCUGUGUUUUGUCGUCUACCUGGCUUGGUACUGUUUGAUUGCCUUGGGGGUUUCCUGCCUGGACUUUGGCAGCCGGUUGGGGCUGUCGCGGCACACAGACAUUUACUUACUAAACGACAUGGACGCUGACACAGUGGUUGAAAGAUAGGAAGACUUGCAGUGAUGAGCUGCCUCCAACGUGGGACCAUCAGAGCUCGGCCAGUAUGUGUCUGUCUCAUAGACUGUAAAUAUUAGGUCUGUCUUCACCUCUCUGUGCCUUACAUAUGAAGUGUCCUUACAGCACAGAUAAUGCACACACUGAUGUCUGGUAUGCUAAUUAAAACAAUAAGGGUAGUUUGAUCUCUGCAACCUAAGCUAAGUAAGAAUCCUGCAAAUAAUGGGACAUGUUUCACCGAAUAAUGUUUCUGUAACUUUGACACUUAACUUAUUAUGGUUCAGAAAAAGAAAAAAAAAACAAGCAGAUCUUGAGGUUCAAUGCGUCCUGUUUUCCUUUGAUUGCAUCUAUAAUCACAUAUCUUUAACGACACCAUAACUUUGGUUAAUAGGUGUCAACCAGGUUCUUACUUCUACUCUGCAUUUAGAAGUUGCAAAAUUAUAAACACAAAUUUCUACAUCAUCAAAAGACUGGAGUCUUGAGUUCAGAGAAACAGUCUGCUGUCUUUUUUUUUAGGCCAGUGUUGCACUUAAGCUGCUUUGGACCUCGAAUAUGGCCUCAGGGUUUCAGCAUUGACAGACAUGUGUUUAAUUAAGUUGUUUUUAAACAUUCAGUUGCUCCCUGGUUUAGCUUGUGACAAAGUAAAUCCAAUUUGUCACACAUCAUCUCAAAGUGAGAAUGUGUUUUUGUGUUUGGUCGGUACCAAACCGCAGCCCUGGUUCUAAGAUAAAAUCUUAACUGUUUAAAACAAUCAUCUUAAUGUUGAAAUUUGACCAAUUCAUUGUGAUAACGGACACUAGAAUAACAAUGUAAAAGUAGAAAACUAUACCUAGUACUUAAAUUGAAUAAUACACAGUUUUCCCUGUGUUUUGUAGAUGACAGAUUCAUAAUUUCUCCUCACUGAUCAACCCACAUGAAGAAGAGUAUAUUGUUUUCGAGCUGUGCCAUAAAUCUCAUGAGCUGUGUGAGCUCCGGUGAGGUGCAUGCAAUUCUCAGCAUGCUUUCCUUGGCAAAACACAAAAAAA
Labrus bergylta (ballan wrasse) is the source of this 2924-nucleotide messenger RNA. RefSeq names its product solute carrier family 11 member 2 (gene slc11a2). Gene Ontology annotation, biological process: metal ion transport. The record is from RefSeq and is a predicted model, not a curated record. Lineage: Eukaryota; Metazoa; Chordata; Actinopteri; Labriformes; Labridae. Gene Ontology annotation, cellular component: plasma membrane. Gene Ontology annotation, molecular function: manganese ion transmembrane transporter activity; cadmium ion transmembrane transporter activity; iron ion transmembrane transporter activity.